Molecule: messenger RNA, 1091 nt
Organism: Drosophila arizonae
Lineage: Eukaryota; Metazoa; Arthropoda; Insecta; Diptera; Drosophilidae
Biological process (GO): proteasome-mediated ubiquitin-dependent protein catabolic process; multicellular organism development
Cellular component (GO): cytoplasm
Molecular function (GO): ubiquitin protein ligase activity; ubiquitin conjugating enzyme binding
Source: RefSeq, a predicted model, not a curated record
UAAGAGACUGGGAUAGCUCAUCUAAACAGAGAAGCCGAAUGCAAAUCGAGAGUUUAGUAUGUUUUGGAGUGAGCGCGCGAUAGGCACGAAACGAUUUAGAUGCUCCGCAGCUCGAGUAACGCCAAAAAUAGGCAAAGAAAUAAAGCGCAAAGCGAAACAUAACAAAAUACAGUUAACCUUAGGCAGGCAGCGAGUGAAGCGCGCGUUACACGUGUUCGAUGCAAGCGAAUAGCAUAAACACAAAAUCCACAUCCACAUCCCCAGAGCCAAUGGCAGCCAGUCCUGUGGAACGCAUUUCGACCGUGCGUCUGCUAAGAAUCCCGCGCGCUGCGCCAAAGAUUGAGGCAUAUGGAUUUCGUUUGACGCGCAGCAAAUGGGAUCCAUAUCCUUGGGUGUGUGAGGUGGCCGCUGGCACACCUGCAUCGCUGCGCGGUCUAAAAGCCGGUGACUGCAUUCUGAAGAUUAAUGACAUAGAUAUUCUCGGUAUGCGCAUAGCUGACGUAGCUAAAAUAGUCAAGAGCCGCAAGGAUCAGGUGACAAUUCUCUGCUGGAACAGCAACUGCCAGCUGGACAGCGAAGAGAACACUAUCUGCUGUGUGCCCAUGCCAAUUGCCCUGAAACGGCUCGUCAUCAUUGUGGACAACAUUUUGCGAGUCAUCGAGUGUCCAGUUUGUAGAUCUCUGAUAACGCCGCCAGUUCUACAGUGCCAGAACGGACAUUUGCUCUGCCUCGAGUGUCGCAUUCGCACCGAGACGUGUCCCAUUUGUCGUGGAUAUUUCACGCCGAUUCGCUCAUCCGUGGCCGAAGAGAUAUAUUCGGUACUCGCUCUGACCUUCGAGCGACUCCUGCCCCAAGGCAAGUUUCGUCAACGGUUCUUCGCCGAUUUCACUUUGGUCAAGGAAAUCAACUGCGAACGUUGCUCGCAGCCAAACAGCAGGAAAACAUCUUCCGGUUCCUUGAAGCACGCAAAGUUCCUGGACAAAUUCUUCACUAUCCAAGCGACUCAUCAAAUAGAGCCCAGUCUGAGCUCAAAGGAAAUGCACACGGCGUACCGACAGCUGGAGCGGGGCCACGAAAACAUUUCCAGCUGA